This is a messenger RNA of Penicillium daleae, 1194 nucleotides long. Its product is annotated as putative HLH DNA binding domain protein. Lineage: Eukaryota; Fungi; Ascomycota; Eurotiomycetes; Eurotiales; Aspergillaceae. The transcript has 2 exons. The record is from RefSeq and is a predicted model, not a curated record. Bases 1 to 1194 code for a protein of 397 amino acids.
AUGUAUGAGGAAAUGGGUUCUAUGACUGAUGAUAUUCCGCGACGCUGCUCGCUUCCUUCUUUGAAAUCAACAACUUCCGCUAUGAACAAUACCAAUUUAGGCGAGGAGCGCCGCUUGCCUCCUCUUCCACGCAUGGAGCCUUUGCCCCGUGGUCCCUUUAAUCCUUUCCAGCCCAACGAUGCUUUUGCUCCUAGUACUCCGGGAGCCCAAGAGUCAAUUCAAUUCAAGUCUCCAUGGUCCGGCAGUGACCAGCUCGUUGCACCUCCCUCGCCAGCUAACUCUGCCGAAAGCUCCUGGCAAGAGUCUUUUGCAGCUCAAAAGGCUACCUCCCCCGAAUGGCCUACCGAUCUCUCCCAGACCGAGAUCAUGACACUGAUCGCGCCCCAGAACAUCAACCGCAAGGCGCCCCUUCAGCAGCUCUGUGGUCGUAAGCGCAAGGGAAGCAUCAUCUCGCCUGAUCCAGAUGACCAGCGAGAGAAGCACCGUAUCGCCGAGGGCAACCGUCGCAAGAACCUCAGUCAGCUGCACCGCGAGCUGGACAGCCGUAUCCACGACUUCUUCUUGGAGCGUGCUGGUUGGAACCCAUCCAAGAGUCUUCCUCAGUCCAAGGAACACAUUGUCCAGGGCGCAGUCUACUUGAUCGACUUCAUGCUGGCGAUCAUCGUCCACCUGAUCCGCCAGGAACAAGUCUCCCCCCAACUCUCCGAAAAGCUGCAGCCCCAAGUCCGCUGCAUGCAACUACAGCAACUAGUGACUUCCCUCCAACAACAAAACCAAACCGCACAACAGCAACUGCGCGCCGCCAAGGCUGAGAACGAGCAACUGGCCGACCGCAACCGCGCCCUCGAGUUCCAGCUCAAGUCAUACGAGCAAAUGUUCCGCUCUCCCAAGCCGGAAAGCACCACCCCUUCUCUAAUCGAGAUCCCCGAGCACAAGCGGCAGAAGAAAGCUUUGCCCGGGCUACGAGUCUUUUGCGAUGAGAUCGGCGCCAGCAUGGCCCCGGAAACCAACUCUAUGCAGUCAUACCAGCACCACGACGCUCUACCCAGCGCCACGUCACAGUCGUUCGGUAGUUCGUACCUCAGUUCGACGUCACCCAUCACGGGCCCUUCAUCCCCUGCGUUUCCUCCAUCGCAGAGUUCCUCAUUUGCCUUUUCGGCUUCGCGUCGUCCGUCCCUGCUUGGCUCACCAUAA